ACGUAUAAUACGGUACCCCCUGUAUACUGUGAUGUAACGGAUAUCCGCAUCCGCAUCAGCAGCUGCGGCGCAUAAUCCGCAUCGUUUUGAGGAUCCGCAUCAGUAUAUAUUUUAACGGUGCUCCGGUCAGGUCAACGUUCGGCAUUAAUAAUUAAUUUUUUUAAAUAGUUUGAGACAUAUAAUUUAAUUAUAACUUUUAAAUAGUAGUGACAGUUUUCGAUAUUUAGAUUUUUUACAUUUUCAAAACUAGAUGUUGUAACAUGCACGAACACGUGAGAUAAGCGCGAUGUCGCUCCGUUCUACUAAAGUUCUUAAUUCUUAAAGCCAAUCAGUUGUUGAACGGACGGCAACUUGUAUGCUUCGUUUUAUGCAUGUUCGUGAUUCGUUUUGUUGUUUGUCGAAAUAAAAUUAAUUAAAAUGAAACCAAAAACAAGCUUCAUUUGGGAAUAUUUCUCGGAAAUUAACAGUUCGGUGGCUCGUUGUAACAUUUGCGAAAAGGAAUAUUCACGAAAAGGGCGUACCACAUCUUCAUUAAAAAAUCAUUUGAAGUCGAAGCACGCGAAAAUAUUUGAAGAGUUAGAAAAACGUAUAGCUGAAAAUGCAGAACAAGGCCCGCCAACCUGUAGCACAUCUACAGAUACAGGUUCAAUUACAAAACAACUUUCUUUGCAAGAAUAUUUAACGCAGAAUGUAUGUUGGGAUUUACCACAUCCAAACUCCAAAGAUACGGAUCGACUAAUAGGCGAAAUGAUUGCUUUGGAAGACUUGCCAUUCAACUUCGUUGAAGGAGUUGGUUUUCGGCGAUUGAUCAAUACUAUACUUCCAGGAUAUAAAUUAAGGGGCCGUCAGUUUUUUACGUCGCUUGUAUGUGACGAUUUAUAUAACAGCGUGGCAAAUAAAAUUAAAGCAUUAUUAAACGAUCUUAAGAAAAUAUCCUUUACAACUGAUGUUUGGUCAGAUACAAGUUCUGGGACUUCAUUGGUUAGUGUGACUGCUCAUGGUGUAAACGAAGGUUGUGAAAGAGUAAGAAUUAUUUUGAAAUGUGAAGUAAUGGAAGGACGUCACCCGGAUCAAGCUAUUUCGACAAAAACUGAAUCCAUCCUUGAAGAAUGGGGUAUAAAACACGAUAGUGUUCACUGUGUGGUACGCGGUCGUGGUAGGAACAUGAUUAAAGCAAUGCAGAUAUCUGGUUUAAAUGAUUUUAAUUGUGUGAUUCAUCAAAUACAGUGUUGUAUUAAAAAUGUGAUUUUAUCGGAAGAAUGGAUUCAAGAAGUAAUUGAAAAGGUGAAAAAAGUUUCAACACAUUUUAAUCAUUCCCUAGUAGCACAAGAUGAACUACAAACUAUACAAGAAAUAAGAAUGAAUCAAUCUCCAUUGUCAACAAUACAAGAUUGUCCCACUAGGUGGAACAGCACAUUUUACAUGUUGGAGCGUUUUGUUAAAAUAAAGGAUUCUUUACUUUUAUACUUAACUACAAAGCAAUUUGUAUCAUUUUCUCCUGAUGAUUUGUCAACAAUUGAAUUGUUGUUAAAAUUGUUGACACCGUUCGAAGAACUUACUAAAGAAUUGAGUAACUCAAAGAACAGCAUUUCUAUGGUUAUACCACUUAUGCACGUUAUCCUGGCAACAUUAAAAGCUGAGAAAGAUAACCAGAAUACGCCAGAAAAACCAAAUGUAUGUUGGGAUUUAUCAUAUCCAAAAUCUAAGGAGACGGAUCGACUAAUAGGCGAAAUGAUUGCUUUGGAAGACUUACCAUUCAACUUCGUUGAAGGUGUUGGUUUUCGGCGAUUGAUCAAUACAAUACUUCCACGAUAUAAAUUGAGGGGCCGUCAGUUUUUUACGUCGCUUGUAUGUGACGAUUUAUAUAACAGCGUGGCAAAUAAAAUUAAAGUAUUAUUAAAAGAUCUUGAGAAAAUAUCCUUUACAACUGAUGUUUGGUCUGAUACAAGUUCUGGGACUUCAUUAGUUAGUUUGACUGCUCAUGGUGUAAACGAAGGUUUUGAAAGAGUAAGAAUUAUUUUGAAAUGUGAAAUAAUGGAAGGACGUCACACGGGUCAAGUUAUUUCGACAAAAAUUGAAUCCAUCCUUGAAGAAUGGGGUAUAAAACACGAUGCUGUUCACUGUGUGGUACGCGAUCGUGGCAGCAACAUGAUUAAAGCAAUGCAGAUAUCUGGUUUCACUGAUUUUAAUUGUGUGAUUUAUCAAAUACAGUGUUGUAUUAAAAAUGUGAUAUUAUCGGAAGAAUGGGUUCAAGAAAUAAUUGAAAAGGUGAAAAAAGUUUCAACACAUUUUAAUCAUUCCCUAGUAGCACAAGAUGAACUAAAGGCUAUACAGGAAAUAAGAAUGAAGCAAUUUCCAUUGUCAACAAUUCAAGAUUGUUCCACUAGGUGGAACAGCACAUUUUACAUGUUGGAGCGUUUUGUUAAAAUAAAGGAUUCUUUACUUUUAUACUUAACUACAAAGCAAUUUGUAUCAUUUUCUCCAGAUGAUUUGUCAACAAUUGAAUUGUUGUUAAAAUUGUUGACACCGUUCGAAGAACUUACUAAAGAAUUGAGUAACUCAAAGAACAGCAUUUCUAUGGUUAUACCACUUAUGCACGUUAUCCUGGCAACAUUAAAAGCUGAGAAAGAUAACCCGAAUACCCCAGAAAAAAUCAAAGCACUUUUCGUUAAAGUUAUACGAGAAAUAAGUGAAAGAUUUGGUGAUUUAAACCAAAAUUUGCUAUGUUCGGUUUCUACGUACUUAGAUCCGCGAUAUAAAACAAAGUUUUUUAACAGUUUUGAAAUAAAGGAAGUCGAAGCCACAAUAGUUAAUUUGUGUCAAAAUCAAACGAUUCAUGAAAAUAAAGAUUGUAGUCAGACACAUAAGAAAAGAAAAAUUGAUACUAAUUCUAGUAGUUGUUCAAAGCUACUACAGUCAGUACAAUCCAUUCUAAGUUCAAGCGAAAGUGAGGCAGAAGAUGACCAGUUAACAACACCGAAAAUUGUGCUCCAAAAUUACAUUAAAGAAAGACGGCUGUCUUUAGGAGAAGACCCGUUGAUGUGGUGGCGACAGAAUGGGUACAAAUAUACUGUUUUAUUGCCAAUUGUUCGCCAAUAUUUAUCAACGCCAUCAAGCAGCUUUACCAAUGAACAGCUAUUUAGUGGAUCAUCUUUAAUAUAUAGGGAUAAAAGAAAAAAUCUUCGAGGAGAAAAAGCGUCAAAAUUGCUUUUUUUAAAAUAUAACUUGCCU
Molecule: messenger RNA, 3231 nt
Organism: Onthophagus taurus
Lineage: Eukaryota; Metazoa; Arthropoda; Insecta; Coleoptera; Scarabaeidae
Source: RefSeq, a predicted model, not a curated record